Molecule: messenger RNA, 1500 nt
Organism: Hypomesus transpacificus
Lineage: Eukaryota; Metazoa; Chordata; Actinopteri; Osmeriformes; Osmeridae
Product: zinc finger protein 862-like
Exons: 3
Coding region: 76-1500 (474 amino acids)
Molecular function (GO): protein dimerization activity
Source: RefSeq, a predicted model, not a curated record
GGGAGCACAGACAGGUCAACAACUGAGAAGGAGGUCCUUUAUGUGAAAUACCUGCAUAAAGAUGGUGUCCCUCGCAUGGCAUUUGUGGGAACUGAGGACAUUGAGAGUGCCACAGCUGACGGCAUCCUGCAUUGCAUCCGGUCACUGUUAAUCUCCAAGGGCAUCCCUAACUGGACCGAUCAUCUUGUUGGUUUCGGAGCAGAUGGAGCCAGCGUUAACUUUGGAUGCAGGCAGGGCAUCUACACAAAGCUAAAAAUGGACAUGCCAUGGCUAAUAGGCAUUCAUUGUUUAGCUCAUCGUUUGGAGCUAGCCUGUAAGAAUGCCUUCCAGGGAACAUAUUUCAAUCAAGAGAUUGAUGGGUUCCUAUCUUUCUAUACAUCCUUCUAUCGAGGGUCAGGGAAAAGAAGACGGGAGCUGGACCGGCUGGCUGAACUGCUCGACGAGUCUGUCCUGACACCCACUAGGGUAGAUGGGACCAGAUGGGUUGAUCACCGCAGAAGAGCCCUUAAAGCACUCGAGACGAACAUCCCUGCAGUCAUCGCUCAUCUAAGUGAGGUGGGAAGUGAUCAGCGGCAAGAUAUAAAGAAAGCAGAUGCUGCAAGAGUGAGAGGAUGGCUCAAGAAGGUUAAGUCCAAUGAAUUCCUCCUCCAUAUAGGUCUUUACAUGGAUGUUUUGGAUGAGUUGUCCCAUCUAUCUCUCCAGUUCCAGAAAGACAGCAUCUCUCUCCCCACAGCUGUGGAGGCUAUUGAGACUUCCAAAGAAGUGCUGAAAGACAUGGCGAAAGGUGAUGGCCCAAAGCUUAGAGCAGUGAAGGUGGAGUGUAGGUGUGGUAGUUACAGAGGUGUAGCGCUUUCUGACACUUAUGCAGAUGCUGAAGAAAGAUUGAAGAGUUCCAGAGAGCCGCUCAUCCAUGACAUUGUGGCCUGCCUGGAUGAAAGGUAUCAAACAGACACAAUUCUCAUGGCCAUGUGUAAACUGGACCCUAAGCACUGGCCUGAAGAUCUGACUGAGUAUGGUAAUGAGGAGGUCUUGCUGCUCCUAGAGCAUUUCAAGGAAAUACUAAAGAAAAACGGGUGUAAUGUAGAAAACGUAAUGGCAGAGUGGACCCGUCUUAAGAAGGUCAUCAACAGGAGUUACAGAGGUCUAAAGUGGGAGGAACUAUGGUCACAGAUUCUAAGGGUGUGGUCUGAGGAGUUCCCCAACAUACUCCACAUCAUUGAAAUCAUUCAAGUCAUGCCGAUGUCCACCUCCAAGGUAGAGAGGGCGUUUUCUCUUCUGAAUCGAGUCAAAACUGACUGGCGGAUCAAUCUCAACACAGCCACAGUGGAAGACCUAAUGAUGAUCUCACUGGAGGGACCAGAAGAAGAAGAUGCAGCUGCUGGAUGUGUCGAAUCUGCUGUGAAAAAAUGGUUUCCGCAGUGGGAAGAAAGCAAGGCGGCCCCAUAUAAAACCCUAUGGGAAAAGGCAGCAGGUCAGACCAGCAACUUCUCCAAUGGCUGA